Heterostelium album PN500 is the source of this 1272-nucleotide messenger RNA. RefSeq lists its product as uncharacterized. The transcript is spliced from 3 exons. The record is from RefSeq and is a predicted model, not a curated record. Lineage: Eukaryota; Evosea; Eumycetozoa; Acytosteliales; Acytosteliaceae. Gene Ontology annotation, molecular function: protein binding. The coding region runs from base 1 to 1272 and encodes 423 amino acids.
AUGACUUCUACAAUUAGUGCGGGUUCAACAACAUCUCCAGUAGCUGGUGGUGGUGCAGCAGCAACAGGAAGUAACACUCAACAGAGUAGUAGAGCUGACGUUGUUAACUAUGUUGUAUUUAAGAGUAAAGGACAUCAGAAUACGGUGUUCACACCGAUGGAUAUACAUCCGGUGAAUCCUUGGGUGUUGUUUGCCGACGGCGACAACAACAUUGUCAUCCAAAACUAUGUUACCUCACAGAAGAUAUUGAAUUUCUCGAUUGGACAACACGAAGAGGAACGAAGAGAACUACAUCUACUGCAGCGAAAGAUUCCAACACUGUCGAAUCUCUCUAUAUCGUCGCCACCGACACCGCCAUCGGCCAGUCAGGCGUCGCCGUCUUCACCGUCGCCAAUGACCAACCUGCUGAUGUCACCUUCACUCAGCCAAGCACAUCGCUCACCAAACAACACCGUUAGACUCAAUACCAGUAAUAGUAACAAUAACUUGGCUAGUUCGAAUAUUGGCGGAGGUGGUGGUGGAAGUGGUGGAAGUGGAUUGUCAAACGACCACAUUUCAGGCGUUGGCAGCGGUAACACUGUCGGUAGCAGUCGAUCGACUACGAUUGGCGAUUCGUCGGACUUGCUUAUCAAUGAGAAACUAGAGAAGCUCGGACAGAUUAGAUUCUUGCAUUUCUACGAUAGACACACGCGUUUAGUUAAGGAAAGAAAGUCAAAGACAUCGCAAGCAAAGUCGGGCGUCGCUGCCAGUAGCAGUAAAGUGAACAACAGUAUUGGAUCCGAUGAUUAUAUAGUGGUUGUAGCAGACAAUCGUAUUCUCUUUAUCAACUAUCAUUCACAGCGUAUCCGUGAAGUGAAAGUGCCGAUCUUUGACUUUAAACCACCAACUUCAAUCGAAUUCUUUUCAAACCUACCGUUGGUUGCCUUUGGAUCGAGUGAUUCAGUGAUCAGGCUGUGGAAUGUCGAUAAAUGGGAACUUGAGAAACCACUGACCGGUGGUCACUCAAAGAACAACACAACCAUACUUAAAAUGAAGUCAAUAGAAAAUUCAGAUGGUGAUUAUUUAGUAACUUGUGGCAGUGAUGGUUAUACAUGUCUAUGGAAUCUAAAGACAAGUUCAUUACAGAAUCAAUUCCCAAAGGUACAUGAUAUCAUUGAUCUUUCAUAUGAUAGCAUUACAGGUAAUAUAUUAGUUUUAACAUCUGAUAGAGAUAUCAAAGAUAUCAUGUGGAAAAAGAGAGUUCCAAUCGUUGGAUACGAUUUCACAUCCUAG